AUGAAUCGACAGCCAUCGAACUCAGAUCACCGGGAUUACAUGAAAUUACAGUAUGGUCGAAAGAUUGCGCAGGACACAUGCAUGCUCGCGAGUAUGAAAACACCAGACUGGUCCCAAGCUCCUCCCGGUUUUAUUGGUAGGAACGCCACUGUUCCAUGCACAGUGACUACGAAUUCUAGCGGAUCUGCCUUGAAAAUGUACCCUUAUUCAGACGGGGGGGGGGGGGGCCGUUGGGGGGACGAAGCACCGGUACGUGGGGGGGGGGGGGCGCGUGGGGGUUUGGCCUUCUUUGGCCGCAAAAUCGAAUCAGCUGGGGGGGGCAGGUGGCGGGGGGAACACCAUUGGCCUAAAAUACCCGCCCCUCCCACUCGCAUGAGUCCCCUCUCCACCCCCUCUGGAAAGUUAGGAUUUAUAUUGCGACCCAAAUAUCGCGACGCGCUUGGCGCCGGGGGGAGCGCUUGGGUGGGUUGUGUGCUGGAGCCGGGGGGGGUGGGGGGGGGGGGACGGGCACGGCGCCGCGCUCGGCAUCCGUCAGGGAUAUAG
Dicrocoelium dendriticum is the source of this 543-nucleotide messenger RNA. Lineage: Eukaryota; Metazoa; Platyhelminthes; Trematoda; Plagiorchiida; Dicrocoeliidae. The record is from the annotation of a GenBank genome assembly.